AUGUCAGCACCAGAAGAGGAGCCUAUUAUCUUUGCACCAGAGACCUUUCAAUAUAAUAAGUAUUCUCUUGAUAUAGGUGAUGUUGAAAAAGAUCCAAUUGAGCAGUUUACUAAAUGGUUCAAGGAAGCCACAGAUGAUCCAGAUGAAACUCUUGCUGAAGCAGUAACUUUUGCAACGGCAGAAUUACCAAGUGGCAGGGUAUCUUCCAGAAUUCUAUUGUUUAAAGAGUUAGACGUGCGGGGCUUUACUGUCUACUCCAACUGGGAAACGUCUAAAAAGGCUCGUGAUAUUCAAAGUAAUCCGCAUGCAGCACUUACGUUCUUUUGGAAAAACAGCCAGAGGCAAGUUCGCAUUGAGGGUCCAACUGAGUUCGUGAGCAGACAGUUGUCAGAGCGGUACUUUAAGCUAAGAGCUCGUGGUUCUAAGAUUGGUGCCUGGGCAUCGCCUCAAUCUCAGCAGAUUGAAGACCGAACAGAAUUAGACAGAAGGGUUUCUGAGAAGGAAGCUGAGUUUGAAGGUGUGGAUGAUAUCUCUUGCCCACCUCAUUGGGGUGGCCUCAGAGUGGUUCCAUUGGAAAUAGAGUUCUGGCAAGGGAGAAAUUGUCGUCUGCACGACCGUAUCGUGUAUAAAAGAAAUGGCGAACACGACCCAUGGAAAAUAGUAAGGGUAGCACCUUAA
Messenger RNA from Eremothecium cymbalariae DBVPG#7215, 678 nucleotides. RefSeq names its product pyridoxamine-phosphate oxidase PDX3 (gene PDX3). Gene Ontology annotation, biological process: pyridoxine biosynthetic process. Lineage: Eukaryota; Fungi; Ascomycota; Saccharomycetes; Saccharomycetales; Saccharomycetaceae. Gene Ontology annotation, molecular function: pyridoxamine phosphate oxidase activity; FMN binding. The coding region runs from base 1 to 678 and encodes 225 amino acids. The transcript has a single exon. The record is from RefSeq and is a predicted model, not a curated record.